Molecule: messenger RNA, 1891 nt
Organism: Lindgomyces ingoldianus
Lineage: Eukaryota; Fungi; Ascomycota; Dothideomycetes; Pleosporales; Lindgomycetaceae
Product: DUF1752-domain-containing protein
Exons: 3
Coding region: 254-1891 (545 amino acids)
Biological process (GO): mitochondria-nucleus signaling pathway; regulation of nitrogen utilization; negative regulation of transcription by RNA polymerase II
Cellular component (GO): cytoplasm
Source: RefSeq, a predicted model, not a curated record
CCAGGCACGACAUUCUCCAUUACGCUCUAUCUCUACGACGACAGCAGCAUUCCGCCAUCCUCACCCCGCCGUCACCUAUGUGCGCCGUCGACACCCGUUGUUGACCUCGCUGCGGCUCCGAUCUGUGCGGCUGCUGCCGAUCCGGUGUUGACGCAAUCGCAAGUCCAGCACCGCCGACGAAAACGGCACCCCGACACAGUCUCCCCCCAGUUUCUUUACCACGACCGCAGCAACGGCGCUGCUCGCUGCUGCCAUGCCUCUCCAUACGGAGCGCCCAAUUGUGCGCGUUGAGCCCGGCUCUAUGCACACGAUAGAGACGCGGAAUCCGGAGAACUUGUUCGGCCUGUGGUCUGUCUUCUCCAAAUGCUCUCCCGCAAUGGAGGACGGAAAACGGUAUGAGAAUAUGGCCUGGCGGCUCUGGUCCCGUGAGACCUUCUGCUGCGCCCCCGAUCACAUCUUUCCCCCUCGUUGGUCAUUUGGACGGCGUCUGUCCAGCGACGCCGAGAUCCCAGAGUUGUCUUCCAGCGUGGCCUCGGACGACUCUAAUUCGGAAACUGCCAUCACGGCAACUGCCAGCUCGCGCUCGAACUCGUCUUCACGUCCAGACAUCCGCCGCCACGACUCCACGGACAGCAGGAAUCGCGGUCGGGAAAAGCACAUCACCCCCAUUGACUUGGAGAAGGUCCUCAGCGAAGACACCACCCCUCGCCCUUCCUCCCCCCCACCAACGGCAGCCCGCUUCGUUCCAGAAUCAUCAACUUCAACAGUAGCCACAGCGCUCGGCAGCGAUAGCAUGAGUCCGCCCGUUGGCUCUGAUGCAAGCACGUCCACAGACCUGAGCUCACACAGCAUCGUCCGUGGAUUCGACUCCUCCCGUAUCUCUACUUCAAUGCGUUCCAGCACCAACCUGAACCCUACGCCCAUCCUCAAAAACUCCACCCAUUCUAAGCCUGAGCCCACCAAGGCCGAGCCAAUGAAGAAGAAGCAGCCUAUGUUCACCCUAGGUGGUUCGUCUGACGAGGACAACACCAGCUCGUUCGAAACGUCCAUGUGCAUGGCAAAGCGCAGCUCUCUAUCAGAUGGUUUGAAGAAGCCUGCAAUUUCGCGUAAGACAACCUCCUUCAAGGAGGAGGUCACCACCCGGACCAUCCAGGAUGCCAUUUCUUCUGAAGAGAGCGAGGAGGCCAUCGAGAGCGAAAGCGAAGAGGAGGACUCAGACAAUGCAAUUGAGGACUCGGAAGAUGAGGACGAUUGGGAGGACGAGGACGUAAGUGGGCCAUCCAGCAUGACCGAGAAGGAUGGUCCCAUACAUUUCCCAAGAGUGGAUUCGAGGCCCGAACUCCGCUCCAACCGUUCCCUCCUGACCACGCUCAUGCAUGAAGGUGAACGCGCACAGGGCUUCCAGAGUGCAGCACUCCAGAAUGCAGCCUCACGGUCCACUCCCCUUAUUCGACGAUCUCGAACCUCCAACGGGCCAUCCACCGGUAACUCUCCCCAAGAAGAUAGCGGCCUCAUGAUGAGGACCCAAGUAACUCGGUCGAAACCAAUUAUCAUGACUACCUCCAAUGUACACCCGCCUGCACUUUCCCCCCGUACCACACGCCGCAAUAUGCUGCAGACGGAGCUCACUCAGUCCCUUCGUCAAAACCUUCUCUGGGAACGGCAGCAGAAGAAUGCGACGACCAACGCUGUUAACAAGCGUCAACACUCAGCGGUAUCGAUACCUGCCCUCCGUCGAGCUGCGACCACCAAUGACAUCAAGGGUCUCAACGCAUUCCCCCAGCAAGGGGUGAACAAAUCAUUAACCUUCAAAGACGCCACUAAAAACAACAAUUCAUAUAACGAUUACUUCGACCAGGGCCUUCAGGAGUAUCACCAGAAGGGAUGGUAG